AUGUCAGUGACCAAUACUAUUGUGAUAUUUGGCACAGAAUACGCGGUAUGGCCUGCCUCCUACGGCAGGCCCAGUGGUGUGUUGGCCGGCGGGCAACUGCUCGUUCUGAUGAGCUUCGGCCAAAGCUCUUCGGAAUAUGCGAGCUUUGUUUACUCGCCAUCAACUUCGGUCUACGUGCCCAAGUUCGAUCAAGGGCCUGAACAGGAGACUGAGGGUGCCAGAUAA
Molecule: messenger RNA, 225 nt
Organism: Penicillium argentinense
Lineage: Eukaryota; Fungi; Ascomycota; Eurotiomycetes; Eurotiales; Aspergillaceae
Exons: 2
Coding region: 1-225 (74 amino acids)
Source: RefSeq, a predicted model, not a curated record